Spizellomyces punctatus DAOM BR117 is the source of this 492-nucleotide messenger RNA. RefSeq lists its product as uncharacterized. The record is from RefSeq and is a predicted model, not a curated record. Gene Ontology annotation, biological process: mitotic cell cycle; SCF-dependent proteasomal ubiquitin-dependent protein catabolic process. The coding region runs from base 1 to 492 and encodes 163 amino acids. Gene Ontology annotation, molecular function: cullin family protein binding. Gene Ontology annotation, cellular component: nucleus; cytoplasm. NCBI's taxonomy places the organism in Eukaryota, Fungi, Chytridiomycota, Chytridiomycetes, Spizellomycetales, Spizellomycetaceae. The transcript is spliced from 3 exons.
AUGCCAGUCGUACUCCAAGCGUCCGAUAACCAGCAAUUCACCAUUGAGAAGGCCGUUGCGGAGCGCUCUAUGCUCCUCAAGAACAUGCUAGAAGACGUGGGUGAAGCUGGAGAACCGAUCCCGCUCCCCAACGUAGCAGGAUCGAUCCUCAAAAAAGUCAUUGAAUACUGCGAACAUCACAAGGAAGAUCCCGUCCCGUCCGCCGAAGAAGAUAAGGAUGCGUUCGAAUCGUCGCGAAGAAAAGCGGAUGAUAUCGACGAGUGGGACGCGCAGUUUAUCAAGGUUGGGAAUGAGGAGCUCUUUGAGAUUAUCUUGGCUGCGAAUUACCUAGAUAUCAAGCCACUAUUGGAUUUGGGAUGUAAGACGGUUGCCAACAUGAUCAAGGGAAAGACCCCAGAGCAAAUCAGAGAAAUGUUUAACAUUGAGAAUGAUUUCACACCCGAAGAAGAAGAUCAGAUUAGGAGGGAAAACGAGUGGGCCGCUGAUGCUUGA